This is a messenger RNA of Odontomachus brunneus, 3043 nucleotides long. RefSeq names its product F-box/WD repeat-containing protein 5 (gene Fbw5). Gene Ontology annotation, molecular function: protein binding. Gene Ontology annotation, biological process: protein ubiquitination. The record is from RefSeq and is a predicted model, not a curated record. The coding region runs from base 357 to 2387 and encodes 676 amino acids. NCBI's taxonomy places the organism in Eukaryota, Metazoa, Arthropoda, Insecta, Hymenoptera, Formicidae. The transcript has 10 exons. Gene Ontology annotation, cellular component: SCF ubiquitin ligase complex; Cul4-RING E3 ubiquitin ligase complex.
AUUUUGUUGUUGUUGUUGUUGUUUACUGAUCGUGGAACUAAGUCCAUUGACCGCAAAAAUCCAAGAAAUAAUUUUCACGAAUGCAACCUGAUUUUGAAAUAACAGCAUUGGAAAAUUUUCUCAACUAAUAGUUAGGUUAGGUUAGUUUAGUGCAUUAGGGUUAGGAAUUCCUUUGCUAGAAAUAGAUGUUCUUUUUGCAGCGAAGUACAGAAAGUACAGAUCCAAAGGACGCACAUAAUUGGUGUAUAUAUGUGUAGUAUGUUAUUAAAAAGGAGAGAAUCGACGAAUUAUAUUCCAAACAUGUUCUACUGUAAAAUCAAUCGCUGUUUCAGUAAAUAAACCGCCGCAUUUCGACGAUGGACGGCGUCGAGGAUACUUCAGAUGACUAUCAAAUAACCGACGAAGAUGUUAACGAGUCGGACAAUACCAGCGAAUGCUUGUCGCAACGAAGCGAGGGUGACAAUAACUGGUAUUACAUGCCGGACUCGAUUCUGCUGAAUAUCUUUCAGUAUCUAACGCCAAAGGAAUUGGUGACUGCAGGAGAGGCAUGCAGAUCAUGGUACAGAGUAUCGCAUGAUGAGUUCCUUUGGAAAGAUUUAUUUUAUCAGACGUACAAGAUAGACUCAGAUGUCGGCAUUAUGCCAGGGAAAACAUCUUGGUUAGGAGAAUUCAAACGUUUGGCAUAUCAUACUCCGUUAAUAGAAACAGAAGUUCUCAAGGAGCAUUCACAUCAAGUGUUACAUGUGAGCUUCUCUCAUAAUGGCAAAAUGUUUGCAACCUGUUCAAAAGAUGGAUAUAUCUUUGUAUGGCAAAGUCAACAUCCUGUUGCUAUAAAAUACUUGCAUGACAUGAAGACAUUUAGUUGGAAAUAUACACAGUUUUCUCAAUUUAACUGUACAGAUACUUUACUUCUUGUGUCUGGUGUCCAUUUUGGUACACCUCAUAGUACUUCAGGAGAAAUAGCAGUGUUUAGGGUAGCACCUGGCUUUGAUCUGCAAUGCAGAGUAGUGAAUAAGCCAUAUGACAUAUUUGGUACAUGGUAUAGUGAACGUUACCUUUUGAGUGGAAAUCUACAUUGGUUAGCACACUUGGUCAGCACAAGUGUGCUUUGGCUCAAUAAGGCAAAUCAGGAAUCAGCUAGUGAACAUGUGCCCAUUAUGACACAGCUUUUUAGGUUCUACAAUGAAAAUGCUUCCUCAAUCAGAGCUAUUAUGGUUGCAAACUGUCUAGCACCCACGCCAACCGAAUCUACGGAACAGCAGAAUCAACCGUCAUCUUCAAAUAUGAAAGAAGAAAAAGGAAAUCCGCCAAGCCAUAAGGAUCUAUUGUCACCAAACAAUAGCUCUCAGCAACAGCAGGAAGAACCGGUAGUGCUACACCAUGCUUCGUCGAGAUUGCAAUAUAGUACAUUAGAAGGUGGAUUUAUGAAUUGGAGAAAACUUGGUGAUGGUUUUGACUAUGCUAGUCCUAUACAGUACAACCAGGAAUACAGGCAGGUUGAGAUGGAGAAGAAAGCGCACGAAAGCGACAGCGAAAGUGAGAAUCCACAGUGGGAAGAGGAGAGUGAGUCUGGAGAAUCAUCAGUAACUGAGGAAUGUGACACAGACGAGUUGGCAAAUAACCCCGAAAAGUUUCUUAUUUUCACGACUGGUUCAAAGACGUAUACUCCCCAUAAAGUUGGCUUUAAGAGAAUUAAAUUAGUCAGUUUUCCAAGAAGACUGGAUCCAGGACCAUCGCUACGCGAAAGAAUAGCUCAACGGGAAAGGGAGCGAGAGAGACGGAAUACCGCGUCUUUAGAUACUAAUUGGUUGGAUUACGAGUCGGUGGCGGAUAGAUUCGAUAAAGUAGAUCAUUUGAUCGAUCUUCAUGGUCAUAUUAUUGGAAUGGGACUUUCUCCCGAUCAUAGAUAUCUCUAUGUAAAUACAAGGCCAUGGCCAACAGGUUACGUUAUCACUAAUCCGUUACAACCACCGCCGAUAGCUCAGGAAAUUGACAUACAUGUCAUUGAUUUAGUAACGUUGAAGCAAGUCGGAACCAUGUUAAGGGCACACAAGGCGUAUACGCCUAAUAACGAAUGUUUCUUUAUAUUUUUAGAUGUAUGCAAUGAAUAUGUAGCGAGUGGUGCAGAGGAUAAACACGGUUAUUUGUGGGACAGACAUUAUGGAGUUUGUUUAGCAAAAUUUCCCCAUAAUGAUGUUGUCAAUUCCGUAGCUUUUAACCCACGCGACCCUGAAAUGUUAGUUACAACCAGUGAUGACUAUACAGUCAAAGUAUGGCGGAGUCGUGCUAUGGUGAAGGCCUUAGGUUUAGACGAAUAUAGUUAUCCGAGAGGGUUAGAGGUACGAAAGAGACGUAGGUUUCAGAAGAGCAGUUGUAACAUUGACUGACUAAAAACUAUCAAGUUUCCAAUUUAAAUGUUUAUUUGUACAAGAUCCUAAAGAUAUUCUCUUAAAGAUUAUCUUGCACUUAAGUUUGUACUAUACAGAAUCGUCCAGAGUACUAUGUGUAAAGGCACAAAUAAUCCGAAUAUAUUUUUGAUUAUCUAAAAUUAUGCAAACGCGUAUACACGGGCAAACUUCCGUUUCUGAGUAGUAGGUUAUAGAAUCUCACGUUAGGAGAAACCAUUAUUUUUAAAAAAUUACUAAAAAUGUUAAAAAUGUAUAUCAUGAAGAAAAAUAUAUUGUUGUCGUGUCUAUUGUUACAGCGUGCAAGCAAUUAAUAGAAAAUAUUUGACAAAAAAUUUGUAAGCUGCAUCAAUGACUCAAAGAUAAAAAAAAUCAAAUUAUUUUUAAAUGGCCAGCUUAAAGUCUAUAUUCGUAUAGUCUAUAUCGUGAAACAAAUUCAGAAAUGUAUCUUCUGAUAAAACUAUGUAUUUGGAAUUCUCAGUGUGCAAUGAGAAUUAAGCUUUGUAUGGUUAUGCUCUUCUUCAUAUAAUCUAAUACUAUGGAUUCUUUUUUAUUUGAUUAUAUUUUUAUGUAUAUUUGAAGUAUUUGUAAAUUUUGCUUAUAAUGAAAAAACGAUGAAUAAAUGUAAAUGUGCACUA